Molecule: messenger RNA, 850 nt
Organism: Solanum verrucosum
Lineage: Eukaryota; Viridiplantae; Streptophyta; Magnoliopsida; Solanales; Solanaceae
Product: putative glycine-rich cell wall structural protein 1
Exons: 1
Coding region: 21-623 (200 amino acids)
Source: RefSeq, a predicted model, not a curated record
UUUAGCUUCCUCAUAAUAACAUGGCUUCUAAAACUAAAGCCUCAUUACUUACCCUUUUCCUCUCCUUCAAUCUCCUUUUCUUCGCCAUGGUCACUGCAACUAAUACUAAUUGUGCCUUCUGUCCUUAUCAUCCUCCUGGUAGCGGUGGCAGUGGAGGUGGCGGUUCAGGCAGUGGAGGUGGAGGUGGAAGUGGAGGUGGUGGUUCGGGCAGUGGAGGUGGCGGUUCGGGCAGUGGAGGUGGGGGUGGAGGUGGAGGUGGAGGUGGAAGUGGAGGUGGUGGUUCGGGCAGUGGAGGUGGUGGUUCAGGCAGUGGAGGUGGAGGUGGAAGUGGGGGUGGAGGUGGAGGUGGAGGUGGAGGUGGAGGUGGACAAGUAAGGUGUCCAAGAGAUGCUUUGAAACUUGGUGUGUGUGCUAAUAUACUUAAUUUGGUGAAUGUAGUAGUGGGGUCUCCACCAACUUUGCCAUGCUGCAGUUUGAUACAGGGACUGGCAAAUCUAGAGGUGGCAGCUUGUUUGUGCACAGCCAUAAGAGCAAACAUACUGGGCAUAAAUCUGAAUGUGCCACUCACUCUUAGCCUCAUUCUCAACAACUGUGGAAUGAAUAAUAGUGGCUUCACUUGCUAAGCAUUCUGCUCUUUCUUAUAUGUCUCUUAUCAUUAUCAUGAAUUUCCUUGUCUUAUGAUAGUUAUAUUGUUGUAAAUACGCGAAUUUGCAACAUCAACUUAUAAAGCAAGAUUCGUGAACCAGUUGAUCAUUUUACAUUUGUACUCAAAAGGUUUAUUACUAUUAUAUAUAUGGACUGUCUUUUCUAUUUCAUAAUAUAAUAAUAAGAAUAUUUAUAUUUUGGAUUU